This is a messenger RNA of Andrographis paniculata, 1961 nucleotides long. Its product is annotated as SKP1-like protein 21. The transcript is spliced from 11 exons. Gene Ontology annotation, molecular function: cullin family protein binding. The coding region runs from base 287 to 1405 and encodes 372 amino acids. Gene Ontology annotation, biological process: SCF-dependent proteasomal ubiquitin-dependent protein catabolic process. NCBI's taxonomy places the organism in Eukaryota, Viridiplantae, Streptophyta, Magnoliopsida, Lamiales, Acanthaceae. The record is from RefSeq and is a predicted model, not a curated record. Gene Ontology annotation, cellular component: cytoplasm; nucleus.
UUUAUUCUCAAUUUGCCGGUGGGAAAUGCUCCACUUCAUUUACCGCACAAUAACAGCGGCUGCCGAGUUGUUUUGUUAUAUUUUUGUGUUUAUUUGACGUGUUUCUUCUGACUUGGGGUUUUGGAUUAAUUUCUAAGGUUUGGAUUCGAUUGAUUAUAGGAACCGGUGAGGGGUUCGUGAGUCCUGGAUGUGAGCACAAACUAGAACUAUCACUCAAUGUGGCCAUACUGUUUUGUUUUAGGAGGUAGUAAAUAGCUUGUGAAAUUGGUGCACUGGAUUCAGUACAAUGGUUGAAGCCGACAGCGAGAUUAUAAAACCCGAGAUGCUGAAGGCUUAUGUGUGGCUUCAAACGUCUGAUGGCUCUAUACAGCAAGUUGAACAAGAGGUUGCGAUGUAUUGUCCAUAUAUAUGUCAGGAAAUACAUUCAGGCCUCGGGUCUUCAAAGAAUUAUCCCAUUUCUCUUCCUUCUCGGGUUAAUCCAGCUAUGCUUAGUCUGAUUCUUGAUUAUUGCCGAUUUCAUCAAGUGCCAGGCCGGUCAAACAAGGAAAGAAAAUCCUUCGAUGAGAAGUUUGUUCGAAUGGAUACCAAAAGGCUUUGUGAGCUGACAUCUGCUGCUGAUAGCCUUCAGCUGAAGCCACUUGUUGAUCUCACUAGCCGUGCCCUUGCUAGGGUGAUUGAAGGGAAAACCCCUGAAGAGAUACGGGAGAUAUUUCAUCUGCCUGAUGAUCUCACUGAGGAAGAAAAGUUGGAGCCUAUAAAAAAUACCAUGGAUGAUCCAAGAAUUCGGUUGUUAAACAGAUUAUAUGCUAGGAAAAGGAAAGAGUUAAAGGAACGGGAGAGACAAAAGAGUGUUGAGAUUGCAGAGGAUCACUCAGAUGAGCGAUCAGUUGAUGACCUCUUAUCAUUUAUCAAUGGAGGCAAUGGAGAUUCUAAGGGGACUAGAGCUUCCAAAAAUAAAAAGAAGAACCGUAAGAGAAAAGAAAAUCAGAAGAAUGCUCCUUCAGAUUGCACUAGCCCAUCGAACAGCACAUCAUGUUCAAGAAACACUGCAGAUAAGGACAAGAAAGAACUAGACAAGUGUCAUUCUGAGUGUGGGAAUCAUUCUUUACUCAACAAGCUUCAUCCCAACAUGUCCAACUCGACAAAGUUGCUUGACAUUGAAGAUAGUGGAUUAGCUGUGGUAGAUGACUUUGAUGAUUGUGAUUUAGAUGAUGAUAUUGAUCCUGCAUUGAAAGAAAAAAUUGAUAGGGAAGUGGAAGACUUCGCCAGAAGGUUAAAUUCCGACUGGCCAGAGAGGAUGCAAGAGAUUCUUUCCCUAGGUCAAGAGCGCAGGCCAUUACAGUUGUCAAUUAAUGGAAAUGGCUCAUUGAGGCGAUUCACAAGUUUAGAUCAUCACAAAAAAUGAUGCUCCGUGUCUGCCUAUCAACUUCCAAUUACAGACCCCAAACAAGGAAAAAGAAGAAGAAAGAAAAUCUCUCGCAGCCCGGAGUUGGAAACAACAUCAUUAUGGAUCGACAACCGGCUAUUUUUUGGAAUCAUUUAAGAGAUUCAAUUUUGAUGUUUGAGUUUGAUCCUUAAGGUACUUCUGUAGAAACAAUAAGGGAAAGAAUGCGCAUAAAUCGGCCUAUUUUUCCAGCCUCCCUUUUCUCCAAAUUUACCUUUUUUUAAAAAAAUUCUUGUUUCAUUGUCUUCGCUCCCCCGGAAACAGAGAAACAGACUAGGCCACGAGGCUUACAAUGUCAUAGACUGUUGUUCCUUUUCUUGUGGGUCUUGUAAUAGAAAUUUCUGUCAACAAGGUGGUUUAGAAGAAAUCUUAGUUGCUGGAAAAGCAAGCCUGCAGCCAAGUGAGUCUGAAGUUUCUGUAAAUAUCAGGAAACUUUUUCCUUGUUCUUUAAUUUAAUGAUUUGAUGGAGAGAUUUACUGCUUUUGUUCAUUGAAACUCCCAUAUUUGUCGAGUUUAA